CAGGGCUGGACUGCCAAUCCUCCUGCCAUGAUGCCUGGGCAGAUCCCAGACCCUUCCAUGACUGUGAGAUCUCUGCCAAGGCUCAGACCCCUGACCAGACUCCCCAGCUCAGCCCUGGCUGCAGAGGAGCUGAAAUAUGCUGACAUCCACAACAUUGGGGCCAUGAUCGCCCCUUUGCACUUCCUGGAGGUGAAAAUGGGCAAGAGACCUCAAUCCGUGAAAAGUGAGCUAGACGAGGAAGAGGAAUGGAGGGAACAGCACCAGAAAAAGAACAAAGUGGCGGCAGGCCCAUGCAGGAACAAGAAGAAUGAGCGGAAGGAGUUUCUUCCGUAGGAAUCUGAGCGGCUGGAGCUCAAUGCGGAGCUGAAAACCCAGAUGGAGGAGCUGAAGCAGGAGUGGCAGCAGCUCAUCCAGACGCUCAGCCGGCAUCGCCCCACCUGCAUCGUCAGGACCGACAGCAUUAAGACCCCAGACUCAGAAGGCAACCCACUGCUGGAGCAGCUGGAGAAGAAGUGA
Myotis daubentonii (Daubenton's bat) is the source of this 516-nucleotide messenger RNA. RefSeq names its product jun dimerization protein 2-like. Lineage: Eukaryota; Metazoa; Chordata; Mammalia; Chiroptera; Vespertilionidae. The record is from RefSeq and is a predicted model, not a curated record.